CUGAAGGGCUACGUUCCUAUCUACUAGAACGGAAUACUAUUACCAAAGAUGGCGGCAGUGUAUAAAUGUUGUUAUUUUGUGAUUUCUUGAUUGAUCCGAUUACAACACUUGUUAAAAAGCGAUUAGAUACUGGAUAGCUAGAUGGCAUCAUGCGCUACUACUAGAUUAAUAAAAAUGCUAUUUGUAAUACUUAUUGGAACUUUCGCUUGGUUAGCUGCAACCCUAGCAAACAAUUAUGUUGUCGAAUUUCAUGAUACUUCAAUACCUGACCACUCGACACAGCAGAAAUUCAAUGUUCGUGUGAAUAACCCGUCAACAUAUUCACUUGGUGCCUCCACCAAAAACAUGAUGUGGUUCAUCCAGGUUUCAGACUUGCACUUCAGUAUUUUCCAUGAUGAAACAGGUGAGCGACCACGUGACUUCAUGGCUUUCUGCAAUGAGAAUGUAGAUAUCAUAAGCCCAGCUGUUAUGCUACUAACAGGUGAUAUUGUAGAUGCCAAAGGUCAGUUGAACAUUGGCUCGCAGCAGUAUGUAGAAGAGUGGAAGAUGUAUGGAAAUAUUCUGAACAGCAGUAAUGUUCUUCAAAAAACCAAGGUUUUAGACAUCAGAGGCAACCAUGAUUCAUUCAAUGUACCUACACAUGAAGAUCAGGAGAAUUAUUUCAGGAAAUAUUCUGCACAAGGCCAACAAGGGAAUCUUCACUCAUACCAUUACAUACACAAGGAUGGCGAUGCUGAGUAUUCCUUUAUAGCUGCAGAUGCAACCUUGUUGCCUGGACCAAAACGGCCCUUCAAUUUCUUUGGUUAUUUUCAAGAGGAAGAAAUGACAUUGCUAGAAAAAUUUGCAGAGGAGAGUCUUUCUAGUAGUGGAACAGUGUGGUUUGGGCACUACCCAACCUCAAUUAUGUUUGCUCCUUCUCGAUUCAGGCAUGUUAUGAGGUCAGGCUUGGCCUACAUGUGUGGACAUCUUCAUACAUUGGGAGGAAUUAUCGAUAGGAUGUAUGCUUUUCAAAAGACUGGAAACCUAGAACUAGAGUUAGCAGACUGGAAAGACAAUAGAAGGUAUAGAGUUGUGGCAAUUGACCAUGGAUUGCUGUCAUUUGUUGAUGCGCAAUUUAGAAAGUGGCCGAUUAUUCUUAUCACCAACCCUAAAGAUGCAAUGUUUGAGAUGCCAUACCAUGAGCCUCUAGAGAGUAUGCUGAAUUCCACUCAUAUCAGGAUAUUGGUGUUUUCUCCGGGUGCUGUCAAAGCAGUGAAAGUGCGCAUUGACAACGAUCAGUGGAAGGACACUGUGCAUGUCAGCGGACCUCUGUAUGUUCUGGCGUGGGACCCCAGAAAAUUCAGCACUGGUGUUCACACCAUACACGCAACUGCUGAGGAUGAAGAAGGCUAUCAUGGCAGCAUCUCGCAGCAAUUUUCUUUAAGUGGCAGUCCUGUACAACAGCUUAGCUUGCUGGCACGCCUGCUGCUGAUGACAAAUAUAUGCACACUCCUACAAUCAGUGUUUGCUGUUCUACUUGGACUUACUGUGAUUCCUCUGACAGUUCUAAAGUUCUACAGACCACGCCCUCAAUUUAAUUAUGGUUGUUCUCCCAUAUCAUGGGUAAAAGUGUUGCUAUGGAGACUGCAUUUGCUUGCCAGUGUGAACGAACUGUUUUACCCAUUGGUGCUCUCUGCAGUUUUCCUUACAGCAGGUCCAUUCUUUGUUGGAGAAGCGAUGGAUGGCCAUAUAGCUGUGUUCUUUGUGUGGGGUAUAUACAUCAAAGGAUCUUAUCUACCGGGAGAUGUAACAUUCACAUAUGGAAUCGCACAUCUGCUUACCUUCCACUUACCGAUGAUUCUAUGCCUUGCCGCCGUCAUUGCGAAGCGAUACCAGGCGAAGUUUCUGACUGUAGGUAGGACGCUAUGCCUUGUGUUUCCUGUGCUCGUCGUGCUUCUCUACAAGAUCUGGUGGUGUUUUACUUUCUACAUAGCCUAUGGUUACCUAACACUACUGCUGGGUCCAAUCACCAGCUGGCCAAUCGUUCUGGGCAUGCUGUUGUUUAAGCGUGCCACUCAGUUUGAUGGGUCGAAAUUAAGGAAUGGGGAGUAUGUGCUCAAUCUGCAUCCUGUUGAAAAUUGUGGUGCAGAAAACACGACGCUUUAGCAAUAUCCUACCGGUCUACUUUCUUUAUUGAAAUCAAAAUGGGGUGCAGAUUUUUACCAAAUUUAAUAACUAAAAUCUUUAGGCAUACAUUUAACAAAUCAGAAGAUCAAGAAACCAAUAAGAAAUCUUUUAAGUCUUAGUGCCUUAGGCUUCGCCUAUUUAACAGUAGUUUGUGUGAAAUUAUCCUGCGUCGUUUCCUUGACAUUUUGAAAGGGUUUAUAUUUUUCUGUUAAAUGAGCCUGCAUGCUUAGUUUUUAAUAAAUUAUUAAGUACACGGUACAUUGAUGUACGAUUUUCCAGUUACGACCAAGUGUGAAGUUAGAAAUUGUUCUUCUGUUACGUUGAAUGUCAUUGUGUAAAGGUCAUAUAUUUUGAGGAUUUUCCCAUUAUUUUACCAAUCUCCAAAAUUUGACCUGUUACCUGCCUAAAAUAUUUACCAUCCCAAUAUUUACCAUUGAACUACGUAUUGUUUUUUGCACCCAUUUUCUCGUGCAUAUUAAUAUGUGCAGCUUUGCGUAAAUUUAAUAUUGAUUCAUGUGAUUUAUGAAAUACUUGUAAAUUAUUGAGUGAAAUACUAUAUCAAUAUUAAAUGCUUAUCAUUAUUUUUGUUCUCGUUAUAAAAUAUUAUUACUGUUUACUAGAAAAAUUGCUUUAUUUAAAACAUUGCAGGUGUAGCAGAACUGUAACCCACUGAUAUUAAAUAAAGUUGAUUAAUUUGUUGAAUA
Messenger RNA from Priapulus caudatus, 2870 nucleotides. Its product is annotated as transmembrane protein 62-like. The transcript is spliced from 14 exons. The record is from RefSeq and is a predicted model, not a curated record. The coding region runs from base 142 to 2145 and encodes 667 amino acids. NCBI's taxonomy places the organism in Eukaryota, Metazoa, Priapulida, Priapulimorpha, Priapulimorphida, Priapulidae. Gene Ontology annotation, molecular function: hydrolase activity.